AUGGCGCAGUCCAGCGAGCACGCUAAAUCAACAACCCCAUCGAUUACCAGCAGCAGUGGUCCACAAAGAUUCGAUAAAAUCCCAGACGUUGACCCGAAGACGGGUCUUCACGAGAAAAGCCCAACGACCCUCAAGCGCCAGUCCGAGCCGUGCGAUAUCACAGUCUCCCAUGGAAUAAUACGGCAGAGCUCGGCGGUGGAUACAAAGAAACCAUUAAAAGCAGGAGCACAAAAAAGCAGCCUCCCACCAGAGAAGGUGUUUUCAAUUCAAUUGGGGUCGGAAUUGUUUCGGUUAUCAGGAGCAUCGAUUGCCUCUGAUGCACCGUCGUAUUUUUCCACGUUUUUUGAGGAACAGCUGCAGCAGACAGAUCAGAAUGGAAACAUUCGGACACUAUAUAUCGAUCGGGAUCCGGUGAUAUUUCAUGAGAUCUGUCGGCAUUUACAAGGAUAUCACGUCCGACCCCGGAAUGGCGAAGAGUUUGUGAGACUAUAUACGGAUGCGCAAUUCUAUAGCUUGCCCCGACUUACUUCACAGCUCUUUGAAUCCGAAAUCUUUUUCCAAAUUGGCGACCGCGAUUUUCAAGUGCCCAAAGAUAUCUUCUCGGCGCCAGGAGACUCCCCCAACUUCUUCACCCUUGGAUUCAAUAUUCACUUUUCCGCUCCUCCUUUAUUACUACCGGGACUAGACAAAAAAGGAUUAUUGCGACCUCCUUCGAUCGUCCCUCCUAGUGUCCCAGGUCGAUCAGCAGAAGUGUUCUCUCAAUUAAUACAUUUGCUCAGAGGGUAUCCGGUUCACAUCAAGGACGAAAGUCACCGGGCAGAGCUUUUACGUGAUUGUCGAUAUCUCCACUUGCGCGGCCUUGAGCAGAAACUUAUUCCUCACGAAAUCAGCUACAAUCCUGAACGAGACUGUAGCGAAAUUAUGAUUCGACUAGAAGAUAUUCGUCAAUCGGGCGUUCAGUUUGUAAACGAUGGAUCCAUUGUUGAUGGAUCUACUCCCGCGGGUUGGGUAUAUUACGCGCGACCGUUCGUGGACGAAAAAGCAUGUGAAUUGAUAGUGGAGAUUGGAGGACAAGGCACGAUAAUCGACCUGGAGUCCAUGCGUGCUGAAUUUCGCGGCCUGACAAAUGCUCGUGUGAGCAGUCUUGUGCAAGUGAUUUCGAACAAAUUGAAUCUACCAAACAAAGCCCCAUUGGGAUUGAUGAUGAUGGCUGGAGGGGGAACCAGGAGCACUGCUACUAGUCCAGGGCAUUCACCCAUCAGCGAAGAUCGACCAAAGGUAUCAAUCGGGCCGGAUGCGGAUAUUAUCAUUGAUUCCGAAUCAUACUACGUCAGACCAGGAGGGUAUACAGGCUUCAAUUUAGAAAAAUACAACAGCAAUUCUACAAACGCGCACAGCACAUCUGCAGGACCGCCCGCAAAACGGAAACGAGAGGAGGACAACAGCAGCAGUAACGGAAAUGGCAACAGCGGUCCACAAGGGCGAUGGAUGGUUCAUAAUGGUCAAUGGCGAUUACGAGUCCAGCCAGAUGGGAUUAGCAAUCAGCUUGAAAUAAUAUUUACGGCCGUUAAAUUGGAUGUAUCGACAAGUCAAAGAGCGCGGAAUCGGAAACGAGGAUUUUUGAGCUAG
This is a messenger RNA of Talaromyces stipitatus ATCC 10500, 1629 nucleotides long. RefSeq lists its product as uncharacterized. Gene Ontology annotation, biological process: protein homooligomerization. The record is from RefSeq and is a predicted model, not a curated record. The transcript is spliced from 4 exons. Lineage: Eukaryota; Fungi; Ascomycota; Eurotiomycetes; Eurotiales; Trichocomaceae. The coding region runs from base 1 to 1629 and encodes 542 amino acids.